Messenger RNA from Physeter macrocephalus (sperm whale), 1034 nucleotides. RefSeq names its product calcium/calmodulin-dependent protein kinase type 1G. The transcript has 7 exons. The record is from RefSeq and is a predicted model, not a curated record. Gene Ontology annotation, biological process: peptidyl-serine phosphorylation. Gene Ontology annotation, molecular function: calcium/calmodulin-dependent protein kinase activity; calmodulin binding; ATP binding. The annotation marks the transcript as partial. NCBI's taxonomy places the organism in Eukaryota, Metazoa, Chordata, Mammalia, Artiodactyla, Physeteridae. Gene Ontology annotation, cellular component: intracellular anatomical structure.
CCUGAAAACCUGCUGUACCUCACCCCUGAGGAGAAUUCUAAGAUCAUGAUCACAGACUUUGGUCUCUCCAAGAUGGAGCAGAAUGGUGUCAUGUCCACUGCCUGUGGGACCCCAGGCUACGUGGCUCCGGAAGUGUUGGCCCAGAAACCCUACAGCAAGGCUGUGGAUUGCUGGUCCAUUGGCGUCAUCACUUACAUAUUGCUGUGUGGGUAUCCCCCCUUCUAUGAAGACACUGAGUCUAAGCUUUUUGAGAAAAUCAAGGAGGGCUACUAUGAGUUUGAGUCUCCGUUCUGGGAUGACAUUUCUGAGUCAGCCAAGGAUUUUAUUUGCCACUUGCUGGAGAAGGACCCGAAUGAGCGGUACACCUGUGAGAAGGCCUUGAGGCACCCCUGGAUUAACGGAAACACAGCCCUCCACCGGGACAUCUACCCGUCAGUCAGCCUCCAGAUCCAGAAGAACUUUGCCAAGAGCAAGUGGAGGCAAGCCUUCAACGCAGCAGCCGUGGUACACCACAUGAGGAAGCUGCACAUGAACCUGCACAGCCCAGGUGUCCGCCCGGAGGUAGAGCACAGGCCACCCACCACUCAAGCCUCUGAAGCCUCAAGACCCAGCUCCCCUGAGAUCACCAUCACCGAGGCACCCGCCCCGGACCAGAGUGUGGCCCUCCCUGCCCUGACCCGGCUGCCCUGCCAGCAUGGCCCCCGGCCCACUGCGCCGGGGGGCAGGUCCCUCAACUGCCUGAUCCACGGCUCCCUCCACAUCAGCAGCAGCCUCGUGCCCAUGCAGCGGGGGGCCCUGGCCGUCGGGCCCUGUGGCUGCUGCUCCAGCUGCCUGAACGUCGGGACCAAAGGGAAGUCGUCUUUCUGCUCUGAGCCCACGCUCCUCAAAAAGGCCAACAGAAAACAGAACUUCAAAUCGGAGGUCAUGGUGCCAGUUAAAGCCAGCGGCAGCUCCCACUGUCGGGUGGGGCAGACUGGUGUCUGUCUCAUUAUGUGAUCCCUGGGGCCUGUGUCUGUGUCACUACAAUUUUCAGG